Lytechinus pictus (painted urchin) is the source of this 4790-nucleotide messenger RNA. RefSeq names its product serine/threonine-protein kinase Nek9-like. Gene Ontology annotation, molecular function: protein kinase activity; ATP binding. Gene Ontology annotation, biological process: protein phosphorylation. The transcript has 22 exons. The record is from RefSeq and is a predicted model, not a curated record. Lineage: Eukaryota; Metazoa; Echinodermata; Echinoidea; Temnopleuroida; Toxopneustidae. The coding region runs from base 438 to 3311 and encodes 957 amino acids.
ACUUAGACGACUUAUUGUACCCAUAGAGAUGUAUACUAACUACGUACUGAUCUGUGUGUGUAUCAUAGAGUUAACUUAGGUUUAUAACUCUAUGGUGUGUAUACCGGUAUUUGUAUACCGUACCGCUAGCUGAGCUUCGUUUCGGAUCUUUCGCAGCGAGCUAGCUAGCUAGCUCUGCUUAAAUCGACAGCGGGAGCCUGCCUCCGAGUUCCGCCCUACCGACGGCCGAGGCACAUCGAACGACCGAUCAUUCGUACCGCGGCGUAGCCAAACUGUCCCCCCGAGCUUACUUACUUAAGUUGUAUUGUAAAAAAAUUGUAUGACACUGAAUGUGACAGUCCUUCUCAAGACUCAAGCCAGCUGAUGAGUUAAUACUCCUGAGCCUGAGGUCCCCUCUGUUUCAUUUUAUUGCUCCAAAAUCAGAGAGACGUUCAAUAAUGUCUACAGAAGAUGGGGGAUUUUCCUCCUCGAGCUCAACAAAUUUCCUUGCCGGUGCAAACAGCAGUGAUACGAUACAGGAGGAAAUGUACACACCUGUAAGAGUGCUUGGAAAGGGAGCUUUUGGUGAAGCAGUUCUCUACAGGAAAACAGAGGACAAUUCGUUGGUGGUAUGGAAGGAGGUGAAUUUGACGCGUUGCUCUGAGAGAGUCAUGUAUGAUGCUCAGAAUGAAAUAGAGAUCCUCUCAAUGUUAAAUCAUGCAAAUAUAAUCUCUUAUUUCAAUCAUUUCUUGGAUGAGCAAUCACUUUUCAUUGAAAUGGAGUAUGCCAAUGGAGGCACCCUUUAUGAGAAAAUUGUUCAUCAAGAUGGUACACUGUUUGAAGAAGAGCUGGUGUUAUGGUAUCUGUUCCAAACUGUUGCUGCUGUGGCAUAUAUUCAUCAAAUAGAUGUCCUUCACAGAGAUAUUAAGACACUCAAUAUAUUCUUGACGAAAUCUGGAUUGAUAAAGCUUGGAGACUUUGGCAUCUCUAGAGUUUUAGGGGAUGAUAAAAUGGCAGAAACGGUUGUUGGGACUCCAUUGUACAUGUCACCAGAAUUAGUAAAAGGACAGCAAUACAAUGCUAAGAGUGACAUAUGGGCAAUUGGAUGUGUGCUUUAUGAACUUCUCACUCUCAGAAGAGUAUUUGAGGCUUCGAACCAGUUGAAGGUUGUAUGGGGGAUCGUACAGAAGGAACAUGAGGAUAUUGAUGAACGAUACAGCAAAGAGAUGCACAGCUUAGUUACACAACUCCUAGCCAAGGAACCAGAAAAGAGACCAAGUGCUGCUGAAAUCAUGGCAAACCCAUUGCUGAAUGACAAGAAAAAAGAACGAGAAAGGAAGGUUUGGGAGCUGAAUGGCAUAGUGAGGAAAGCUAAAAGUCAAAGCAGCUUCCAAGCAGAAACGGUACCAGUUGUUACUUUCACAAACAGUGAGGUAUUUUACUGGGGUGGGGGUCGCCUGACUCCUCUGAAGCUUGAAGCAUUCAAAGAUGGAAACAGAGCAUUACAAGUGGCAGCAGGCCACUCACACUUUGCUGCUGUCACUGUAGAGAAGGAAAUUUUUACUUGGGCUAAUGUCCAUGGUGGUCAAGAGUUAGUUGGUCAGCUUGGACACGGAGAUACAGCUUGUUACAAAGCUCCAAAAAAGGUUGAAAAGCUGCAGGGUAUACCGGUCAAGGCAGUAUCAUGCGGGGAAGAGUUCACCGCUUGUGUCACAGAUGAAGGGAAGUUAUACACAUUUGGCUCAGACUACUAUGGUUGUUUAGGAAGAGGCGAGGACUAUGAACCCGAAGAUGAUGAUGACAACGAUGAGGAAGAAGUGAAGAGUCCUAUCAUGGUAUCAUUCUUUGACGAGAGACCUGUAGAUAAGAUAUCAUGUGGUGAUAAUCACAUCUUAGCUCUGACUCAAGACAAACAGGUCUACUCAUGGGGAUGUGGAGAGUUUGGACGGCUUGGAAUUGGCACUGAAGAUGAUUGUAGGCUGCCUCAGAAGGUAACAUUCCAAGGUAAGAAGGAGAUCAAGACAGUCUGUGCUGGUUCUGAAGGGUCAUUCUUCCUUACCACUGAUGGCAAGAUGUAUGCUUGUGGUAGCAAUGAACAUAAUAGAUUAGGAUUCAACACCGUCACAGCUGGUCUCAGGAAGAGAAUAGUCAAGGAGUGCUAUGAUAUCCCUUAUAAGGAUGUACCUACAUUAGUGAAACCUCUUAACAGAUAUAAUAUCAAGGCUAUUUCAGCUGGACAUACACACUCUGCUACUAUUGAUAGUUUCGGUCGUUUGAUCAUGUUUGGUUCCAAUCAAUAUGGUCAGUUAGGUGUAGGAGAUUGUAAAGGAAGAUCAGGAAUAUGUGAAGUAAAAGGCGUUCUUACUGGCAAACAUGUAGUAUCAGCAAGCUGUGGAGAUGGCUUCACUAUAAUUGCUACCACAGACAACCAGAUCUUUUCAUUUGGUCAUGUUGAUAGCGGUCGUUUAGGUCAUGGUGAUGACCUUUCUGGUAGUCAUAAGAAGAAACAAUCUAUCUCUACUCCUAAACCUGUAUUCGGAUCUCUUCAUAUGGUCUCUGGUCUCUCUUGUAGAUACUGGCAUACCAUUAUCAUUGCAGAAAAAGUUUUAUCUAAAUCAAAGACGUUCCGCUCACCACGGAUGGAUAGUACAUCAAGCAAAGAAAGCUUUGAUCAAGAGAGCGAGAAGAGCACCCCUGAUCCAACACCUGUAAGAAGCUCUCAGAGUGUUGAAUCAAGACAGUCAUCACUGCAAGUCCCAUCUGCCAAUCAUACACCAGAGACAUCAUCAAAUGAUGUAGAACAUUACACAGGGAGUUCUGGACAAGAGACCGGUGGCAGUGUGAGCCAAAGAGAUGAAAGAAGUAAUGGAGGGGGAGAUGAUGAUGAUGAUGAGAAUAGUGAAGAAAGCAGCAUGCCACCAUGGCUUAAAAAUGAGCUGGAGGAAGCUGAAUUUAUUCCCAUGCCAACGAUAGAGUCUGUAAAUAACGAUAGGACGGAUUCUGCCACUCCUAUCAAUAACGAUCCAUCUCAACACAACUCUACAACAAACAAACUCCCAUCAGAUAAACCCACAUUAGAUGGUACAGGUUCUACAGACAGUGGUUUCCAUCGUCCUCACUUUGUACCUCCUCUAAGCUUUGCAGCACUCUCACAGUCUGGGGAUUCUUUCAAGAUGGGUUUAGCUAGAGAUGCAGAGGUGGAAGCUCUGAGAGACAGGGUCACACAUCUAGAAAAUGAGAACCAGAAGCUGUUUAACAUGGUGUCUGACCAGCAAGCACGUCUUCUAGAGCUGGAGAAGCGAUUGACACAGAUAGAGGGAACAGGGGUAUGAUCUUUAAUUUGUCUGUUUCAAAACAAGAGACUGUCUUCACGAUGCUUUAUAAUCCUCUAACAUCAUCAUCAUUUGUGACUUGUGAGAUUGAUGAAAGAUUCAGAGAAUCAACCUUGUACCAUGCUUCUGAGCUAGGCCAUUGUUGUGCUUCGUACCUUGUGGUUCCACAUUAUGCAGUGCAUUAAGAAAGCCAGUCAAGGUCUCCUGGUAAUCUUCUUUCCAGUGUAGAUGACUUUUUAGGAUUCUGAUCAUCUAACAAUCACUGCUUGAAUGAUUUAUCAUUGAUGGGAAAAAGGACCUUGAAUCGCCGGGGGCGGUAUUCUCAAAACCGUGUUAGCUAACAAGAUUUGUAUUCUGAAAAUCGUGUUAGCAUGAAAAGCAUGUGGCCCAAGUGGUAACACCGCGCAUGGCCGCAGUGCGCGAAGCGCAACUCCCAUACGUGGUGUUAGGGAGGAAGAUAACACGAAAUUUGGUAUUCUGAAAAUGGUGUUAGCAAAAAUUUUGUUCAAAGAUAACACAAACAUUUAACACUGCACUAAGGAGGAGUUAAGUUGGGGAUGACGAUGGCUGCACUUUUUCUAGCAGACGCAAACGUCAAAAACAACAUAAACUGGCAUAAAGCUAUCGUAUGGCAGAAAUUCCUGUAAUUUUCUUUCAUUUUUUUCCUGCAUUUUUUGGCCCUCGAUCUACCUUUCUCUCUACUAACAAUGUCUUGAACUUCCUGUGAAAAUACCCUUCAAACUCGUCUUUAACUUGGCUUACGUAGAAAUCAUAUGCUCAUAAAUGAUUUAUUUGGUUACUUUUUCCAUAUUGUAAAACAGGACAAAAAGGAGAGGAAGAAAAUUAAAGACAGCAUAAAAAAAGCAUAAACAGCAAUUAAAAAGAAUGUAAUUGUUAAGAACAUGGAAUUGGGGAAGCUUCUAUAAUAUUUGCAAAAUUUUUCCCCUUUCAAUAAGCAACUCAUAGUUUCAACGACUGGAAUUUUUUGGCUGAUCAUUCUGCACACCAAAUUAUUAUAAAGAAUUGUGCGCAGCGCACCCAAAAAAUACAAUUUUGUAUGUGUGAUAAUUAACAUUUCUAUGUCAAGUUUAGUGUUCAUUAAAAGUGCUUUUCAUGCUUCUUAAAGGACAAGUCCACCCCAACAAAAAGUUGAUUUGAAUAAAAAGAGAAAAAUCCAACAAGCAUAACACUGAAAAUUUCAUCAAAAUCGGAUGUAAAAUAAGAAAUUUAUGACAUUUUAAAGUUUUGCUUAAUUUCACAAAACAGUUAUAUGCACAUCCUGGUGGGUAUGCAAAUGAGGAGACUGAUGACAUCAUCCACUCACUAUUUCUUUUGUAUUUUAUUAUAUGAAAUAGGGAAUAUUCUAUUUUUCUCCUUAUUGUCAAGUGAAACAACGAUUAAUUCCUCCCUGAACAUAUGGAAUGGGCAUUGCUUAAUACUAUAUGAUUCAGUCAAGUUGGUCCUUAUUGUCAAAUCUAU